This is a messenger RNA of Fusarium verticillioides 7600, 825 nucleotides long. RefSeq lists its product as hypothetical. The transcript has a single exon. The record is from RefSeq and is a predicted model, not a curated record. NCBI's taxonomy places the organism in Eukaryota, Fungi, Ascomycota, Sordariomycetes, Hypocreales, Nectriaceae. Bases 1 to 825 code for a protein of 274 amino acids.
AUGAGACUUUCAUUUGGAACAAUCCUUCUUUUCUUCGUUGUCAAUUGCUUGGCGGGCGGUAUUCGUGGCGCUUACGAGCGCAUGUACAUCUGGUACGCAUAUCAGGCCAACAUUGACCUUCUCGAGAACGGCCUCCAGGGCAAAGACAAACUCAGCCUCGACAGCCUUGAUAUCUGCAAGGGCCAAACUGGAAGUGGGCGCCACGGUACGAUGACGUUCAAAGAGUUCAUCGGUUUCACCAACAGAGACGCCAAAGGCAGGACUCCUCCGCUCGCGAGAUGGAGAGACCUGCCUGACAACAACCCACCUUACUACGAUAGGACUGCUCAGGCCCUAUUAGACAAAAGAGCAACCGCUAUGUGGUUCAAAACCGAAGACAUUGUCGAGCACGCCACAAGCUACACUAAGCUUCUCCCCGAGGUCGGUGGUGUCGUUUACGGGCUUAGUAACUCCCUUCCUGGCGACAAUAGCAACAUCCGUAAAGCCCUGGUAUGCAUUGGUCAGGUCGAGAAGACCCGCCAGGUCGACUAUGAUCGCUAUCGUAUCCCAGCAAUGAAAGCCAGCCCCGAGUUUAAGGACUACAAGAUUGAGCGUUUGCAGCUCGUCUUGGGAACCAAACAGGGAAGCUCAACGGCCGUUCUUGAUUUGGAUGUCAUUGCACAAGACAAUAAUGUCAAACCUGCCGACUUCAGAAAGAAGGGUCAGAAUUGGGAGAACAAAACAUUUUUCAAGGAUUCGGCCAAUGGCACCAAAGCAAGCAAUCACUUCAGUGCUCUCAGGAGUGCUAAACAAGCUGUACGCAAAGCUGAGACAGGUAGUUGCUAG